Messenger RNA from Spirodela intermedia, 5312 nucleotides. NCBI's taxonomy places the organism in Eukaryota, Viridiplantae, Streptophyta, Magnoliopsida, Alismatales, Araceae. The record is from the annotation of a GenBank genome assembly.
AUGGAGAAUAAACUCGUGGUAUCUUUCUCACCCGCUUUUUGUCCUAUUUGAAUAAUUCGCUGCUCUCAUUGUGGACGCCACGCCCUCAUUUUUUUUCCAAAUUUCAACGAUGUUUCAUCUAGGUGCUUGGGAUCCCGUGGGAUGUGGACACCGAAGGACUGAGGGAGUACAUGAGUAAAUUUGGUGAGUUGGAUGACUGCAUUGUGAUGAAGGUAUCGAUUCUUCUUUUGUACAUCCAUACUUUCCUUUUAGUUCAGUCAUUACCUGUUACGUUUCCAUUUUGGGUUCCCAUUCCAAUCUAAAACAUUGAAAAUGAUUAGACUAGUACUUGCUAGUUCCUGUCUAGUUUGGUUCUGAUCCAAUUGGUUGUUUAGUCUUACCUGUAGCUGAGGUAAGACCCAUCUCGGCCUUAGUAGACUGAAAAUAGGCGAGCUUGACUUCGGCCCAACUUUACCGAACACAAUCAUUUUUGGCCCAUAUAUCUGAUCCAACUCGCUUCUCAGUAUCUCGAAUCAACUAUUUCAUUCUGAGAACAUUAUAAUAUAAACCAAUGUUAAUAUUCAUUUUUUCUGCAUUCCAGGAAAUAUCUUAACAUUUUAUCAUCAAUACGGCGGCCUACGUAGCAAUGACAUCCAUACUUUAUCAUUUCAUCGUAAAAUCAAGCUAAUGACGUAGUUUCAUGCUUGCUGCAACCCUAACUGGUUUUGGAUUUGGACCAUUUUUUUUUAGAACCAGUUUAGUUUUACCAACAUUAACCUGGCUAGCCUAAACUUGCAUAGCAUGAUCUCAGACUUGCCUAGCAUGAAUUGCGUUCUUAAUGAAGUAGGUCAAUGCCAACACAAUGAAGUAGAUAAAAAAUGUUGCUAAUCCUAUUAGUUAUGCGAGUUAUUUUUGGGCUGUGUUUUUAUUCCUUUUUUUAUUUGUAAUUCAUCCGAAUGUGCUGUCGAACAACUUGGGUCAACAUUUUUCAACCCUUUCUUUGAUAUCUGAUUUUUUAUUUGCUGUAAGUGCCACCGAUCAAUUUGGAUAGAAUCUAUCGCGCAAUCCUUUUUUGCAUAGAAAUGAGAUUCUUGGAUUAUCAGAUUGAUAUGAAGAGAGGUACUAAAUCUCACUUUGUUGAUCUGACAAGCUGAAGAUAUCUUUUUUCUUUCAUUCAUGCGAGUUUAGUGGACGUUAUUAGUUUACCAAGGUUUGUUGAGUGCAUAGAUUUCAUUGCGCCUUGAUUUAUUUGUGUACAGUUCUUGGCUUUUUGCUUUGAAGUAUUACAAUUAGUGAGUCAAUAUCUGGAUGUGUUGUGCAAUAGUAAUUUGAGCGUAAUAUUUUGCAUGGUUAUUAGAUAGAAACGUGUGUUAUUGAAAUUAGUGCUGAUCUACGUGUUGUCUAUAACUGGGUUGCUGUUUUUUCUUCUUGUAUUGUUGAAUUGUGUGAUAGAUAUGUAUUUUGAAUGUUUUUUGGCCCAAAAUCUAAACAGAAAUUUUCUUUUGACGUCAUUGCACUUUAGGAAAGGUCAACUGGCCGCUCUCGUGGUUUUGGAUAUGUAACAUUUGGGUCAGCUGAGGAUGCUAAGGUAAAUUUUUGUAUACAAUCAUAGUAGUUAUAUCUGAACCUCUUUGUAGUUAUUUCUCUCAGGUUUUUUUUCUUCUAGUUUUGUUGUGUACUAGACUGUGCUACAAUGUGAUGAUCCUGCUGUUUACCUUUUUUUUCUCUUGGAGAUUUCGAUUAUCUUAUCAUCUAGUCUUUGGGGAUAAAUUGUUUCUUUCCAUAUUUAAGUAUGAGCUUAUUCAACUUGUGAGGCUUUGUGUUCUAAUUUCUCCUAUGUUUCUUGAUUCUUUUUCUCAAUCAAAUCCAUUGAACAAGGAUAGGUACCAUUUAAUCGCUGAGUAUUCUUUGUUGUAAUCUUUGAAAUAUCUUUUUUUCUUCAUUUCAACUGGUUUCCUAAGGAUCUCUCGUCUUUUCUGUUAAAAUUGCUUCUAUUUCUUUAUCUGAGUUUGAUAUUCCAAUUUAAAUAAUUUUUAGUAAUAUGAGGACAUUCUUCUUUUCUAGAAAGCACUUGAAAGUGACCAUAUACUGGGAAACAGAAACCUUGAAGUGAAAAUAGCAACGCCAAAGGUGGAGUUAAUUUUUUCCCUGGAAUUUUUGUCUCCUUUUGGGGUUAUGCUUUUUGAAAAAGUAAAUAUUCAGCACUUUAACCCGCCUGAGACAUCCUUAACUCUGGAAUUUGUUUGCCUGUCUACUUAUUGUUGUUGAUAACAUCUAUACUACAGGAAGAAAUGAGAUCAUCAGCUUCAAAGAAAGCUACCCGGAUAUUUGUUGCUCGAAUUCCGUCUUCUGUUACUGAAUCAAUGUUUCAGGAGUAAGAUGAAUUGCUGUCCAUUAUCAGCGAAGCAUCAAUGAUGCAUCUUCUUUGAAAAUUGUGGUUCUGAUGGGGAUGACUGAUACCUAUUCUUUGCAGCUACUUCGCCAAAUACGGUGAGAUCACAGACAUAUACAUGCCAAAGGUGCUGUUUCUACUCUUUACUUUUGUGGGAGUUGUGUUUAGUGAGAAGUGAUGCAAAUUUUCAUUGUCUGUUUUAUGCUACACCUUGUUGGAACCAAAUUUUUAUUUUAGUUUUUUUGGUUUUUGCAGGACCAGGCCUCAAAAAAUCAUCGAGGGAUCGGCUUUAUCACCUUUGAGAGUCCAGGUCUGGCAAUUCUAUGUUUCUUCACUUAGCAUGCUUUGAUUACCUAGACAAAUGAUUAUCCUGGAUGCUGCUCCUUCAGCAUCACGUCGCUUCUUGUUCCUCAGAAUUUGAUCAAUAUCUUUUUUGAUCAAACAGAUUCUGUUGAUACCUUGAUGGCUGAAUCUCACGAAUUGGAAGGCUCCACUGUGGUUGUUGACCGGGCAACCCCAAAGGUCAUUUUCUGCAGUCUUUUGUGUUCAUUUUUUUUUAUCAGUAUGUGAUCUCUCUCAUUUUGCUGACCCAGAUUCAUGUCUCAACCCAUUAGUUUUGAAUGCUUAAUUGAUUGGGAGUAUGAGCUGGCAUAGGGAAUCAUUGAGUUUGAGUCAUGAGGUCGUGUGGCACACACCUAUAUAUAGUUCAAGCCUGCAUGCUACUAUACAUACUUAUAUUUAGAGGUGGCAGAUGUGUGGGAUCGAUGUAUUGGUUGGAUGAGGACUCUUUAGUCUGAAAUAAUGUGUUGUUUCUUUAUUUUUGUACAUUAUUGUUCCAUUUUUAUUGACUAUGGCGGUUUCAUGGGUUCAGGAUGAGGAGUCAAGGCAUUCAAGCCGUUAUCCACAGUCUGGCUAUGGUGCAUAUACUGCAUACAUCUCAGCGGCGACCACAUAUGCUGCAUUGAAUGCCCCUACACUCUAUGAUAAUCCUGGUUCUUCAUAUGGAAGUAAGCUUUAAUAUGUUGAUGUGUAAAGUAAAUCUGUCUAUGUAGGUCUCUAAAGAUUAGAACAAUAACUUCCAUAAAGAAAGAACUCAGAUGAAUGCAAAAUCAUUAUGAAUGUCCCAAAAACCCAUUUGGUUUAAAUUGUGGUUCAGGGGUUCGUCGUCCUGGAAUUGGUAAAAAAAUAUUUGUCGGGAGGCUUCCCCAGGAGGCAAAUGCUGAGGAUUUGCGCCAGUAUUUCAGUAGAUUUGGUCACAUCGUAGAUGUCUAUGUGCCUAAGGUAACUGAGAUCUCUUGCUUUAUUCAUCGAACAUAUAUUCUUUAUAUUCUGGUGCAAAUUAUUUCACAUUCUUUGUAAUCAGGAUCCUAAAAGGAGUGGACAUAGGGGCUUCGGUUUUGUUACUUUCGCUGAAGAAAGUGUAGCGGAUAGGGUAUCACGAAGAACCCAUGAGAUCCAUGGACAGGAGGUUUUUAUUGAAUCUUGUAGCCUAUUUUGAAUUUUUACCUGCUUUUUGGGCCAAUUUUUGUGCUCUAGCCUCUAACUGUGAUCCAUUUCUACUUUAGAGCAUCUGAGAUUUAUGUUCUCCUUCUCUUGGUUUUUAGAGUUAAUGGGCUUCUACCCGUACUGAAUGUCACAGGUAGUGCAAAAAAAGCUUUUAAGGAUAAAACGACAAGUGGUUUAGAUAUAUUACUUGAACUAUUCAUCAAUCAAUGCCGUAUAAAUUUAAUAAAAAUAUUAAAAAAUUUAAUUGUAAGAAUUUAGGAUAUUUAGUCAGUCACCUAUGCUUAAAAAGGAUAACGGCUAGUAUCAUUUUUUAAUUGAAAUUCCUAACUUAUUCACUUUAUUGUAAGAUUUACCGAUCACAUACUUAAAAAAUAUAUAUUACUUGAAAUUCAUCAAUCAAUGCCGACAGCUUACUUUUACAUUGAAUAAUGUUUAUAAUUGAUUUAGAGGUUCUGGCCUUAACUAGUCGAGUUUCCACCUAGACCUAAAUAUUAAAGCAAUAUUUUCACCUUGAUAUCUUCCCCAAGUAUAGGAUGCAUUGAUUAAAGAAGUCUGUAUGAUUAAUGAAUGCUUCUAUUCUUAGAUACUGCUGGUGGAUAAAGCAUGCUCCUGAUUUCCUCCUGUAUUUUUGAUAUAGGGAGAUAAUUUUUUUGUAUGGAUAGCCUUGGUUGAACUAUUUUUUCCCUUUUAUACCAUUCCCAACGUAUAUUUAUCCACGUUCUUUUCCAUUAGUACGCCCUAUUACCCUGUAAAAUAUGUCGUUGUUUUCUAAUUUCUUGCCAGUGUUACCUACUGCAAGCACUGAGCAACUGCUGCUUUGAGAUCGCAUGAUCUCCAUUCUCAAAAAAGUACUCGUAUUGGCUUUCUACCAUGUUCAUAUCCUUUUAAAUCUUAAAUUGUGCUAUCUGUACUCCAAAUUGGAAUUGUCCCAGAACUCCUUUUCCUUGGAUCGCUCUAUUUGGCUGACUGUUACCCAGUUAUGAAUCCCGCCCGUGUUCAUAAAUCGUCACUUUCUGUUCCCUAUUUCCACUGCAGCUUGCGAUCGAUUCUGCCACACCGGUUGAUGAACUGGGGACGAGUGGGCCCUUUGUCGACCCAUCGGCAGAGGCAUACGGGGGCUUUGGCGGGCCGAUGCGGGCUUAUGGUCAAAUGUUUGGAGGGCUCAAUACUGAAGAUGUGAGUACUGAAUGUCUCAGAAACUUCAUCUUUUUCCAGUUCAUAAAGCUACGGCUGUGUGAGACUUUUGCCCCCCUUGAAACCCAGCACUCACAGGAUCUAGUAAUUAAUUCAAAACCCAGGUUAUGAGAGCUCUGGGAGGACACCCCCCCCUAACUGACCUUUGGCGUUGUCGUGUUCUUUGUUUGAUCAGUGGGGCUACAGCGCCAUGGGAGGCAGCAGACCCUCAAGAAUGGAUUGGAGAUACAGGCCAUAUUGA